Messenger RNA from Ostrea edulis (European flat oyster), 1093 nucleotides. Its product is annotated as peptidoglycan-recognition protein SC2-like. NCBI's taxonomy places the organism in Eukaryota, Metazoa, Mollusca, Bivalvia, Ostreida, Ostreidae. Gene Ontology annotation, biological process: peptidoglycan catabolic process. Gene Ontology annotation, molecular function: zinc ion binding; N-acetylmuramoyl-L-alanine amidase activity. The record is from RefSeq and is a predicted model, not a curated record. Bases 208 to 1026 code for a protein of 272 amino acids. The transcript has 6 exons.
CACACUAUAUAGACAGUGCAAUUUAACGAAUCGCACAGUAUUACAAUCUCACAUGCAAUGUCUUCCGUAAGAUUACUAGACCUUUUAUCAGAGACGGACAGGAAGAAUAGUAACGUGAUAAUCAAUCUGUGAGUGGUACAUACCGGACUCCACUAACCUGGCUUCCAAGGUGUUGUCAGUGCAUAGUCUACAAUUAUCAGUUUCAGCAUGAAGGCGAUUAACGUUUGUUUCCUUCCUACCCUUUUAUUGUUACUGGCCCAUUCAAAUGCUGAGGAGUGCGCAUGUGCGACUGGAAACGUUCACAUCAGAUCUGGUGCUGGUGUAGGUCACGGAAUUCUGGGAGUUUUAAGCACAGAUUCUUGUCUCACCUUCAAGGGACACCUGGCCUCUGUUAGUGGAACUCACUGGGCCAACGUAGACUACGACGGUCAAGAUGGCUGGAUAUCGUCCACGUACCUCGCAUUCAAAACAUGCCCGUUAUCGACAUCUCAUAACAGCGGUACAGGCACACAUUCUACUUCCGGCUGUCCUCCGAUCGUAAGUCGAAGUGAAUGGCAUGCGCGUGCGCCUAAGCAUCACAUUGGUCCACUUCCGGCAGUGCCUGGAAACGUGUAUAUUCAUCAUGGCGCCACACACGGUUGUUUCACAAAGGCAGACUGCAUUAAGCUAGUGCAGUCCUAUCAGAAUUAUCACAUGGACACACACGGUUGGCCAGACAUCGGGUACAGCUUCAUCAUUGGAGAAGACGGGAAUAUUUAUGAGGGGCGGGGCUGGAACACUAUAGGGGCACAUACAUAUAACCAUAAUUAUGAUGGUCUAGGAUUCUGUGUCAUGGGAGAUUUCACCUCGCACACACCAAAUGCCCAAGCUAUAAACGCAGUUAAGAGCCUGAUCAACUGUGGAGUGAAUAGCGGAAGGAUAACUCAUAACUACGUGUUGAAAGGCCACCGUGAUGUCGGGCAAACCAGUUGUCCCGGAGACAAGUUUUAUGCCCUCAUCAAGACAUGGCCGCAUUAUCACCACUGAGUGGUUUCCGUGAUUGUAGCGUGCUUUAAAAUGUUUUUCAGCAAAUAUGAUAAACUAUUACAUCAUC